This is a messenger RNA of Plasmopara halstedii, 183 nucleotides long. RefSeq lists its product as uncharacterized. The coding region runs from base 1 to 183 and encodes 60 amino acids. The transcript has 2 exons. Lineage: Eukaryota; Oomycota; Peronosporomycetes; Peronosporales; Peronosporaceae. The record is from RefSeq and is a predicted model, not a curated record.
AUGACCAUUCGUUGCACAUUUGUUUGCGCGGAUUUGCAGAUUUUAAGCUUUCCGCGUAAUACUGUCAUAAAUGAGCCAGAUCUUACUCAAGGGGCCCAGCUUGUACAACUACAUGCGCAGAACACGCCUAUCGCGGCAAAACUCAAAGAUCAUCUCGACUUAAAAGCACUUGUUUGUGCUUAG